UAUAAUAAUUAUAAUUAAAUGAAUUGCAAUAAUCUGAUUGAAGUAACAUACAGUAGGAUGUUAUCCUAUUAUCAAUUAAUGAGCAAGCAUCCCGGAGCGCUUUGCAUAAAUUGAUCCUACAGGACUAGAUUAAAGCAAUAACCUAAUCAAAAAGAAAAGUCUUCAGUGGAGCCGUGGAAAUAUCAUCUCUUUCUGCACUGUACUGGGGAGAGAACUCCAGAACUGGGGAGCAUUGAGGAACAUAGGGACUACCAAAAGGUCUGCGGCCAAGGACAUUGUGAGUAAGAAACUCACUUACAUAAACAGGUCCAAGGCCAUGGAUUAACUUAUAAGAUUUAAUUAGCUGACAUAGUAGAAAAUACCUCAUCCUUUUUAGAUAUUGUACAGAUGAAAGUGAUUUUUGUCUACUAUGGUACAAUCAUUUAUUAUAUUCUGUUUCUUAUAUUUAACUCAGAAGGCAGUAAUAGCUUUGCACGAUGGUCCCAAGAAGUGAAUACCAAGACAAGGAGAGGGAUUCUAAAAAGAGCUGUCUUUUCAGAGGAACAGAGAAAAGACCUGGAGAAAACCUUUCACAAGCAGAAAUACAUCAGCAAAACAGAUAGAAACAAACUUGCAGAACACCUCGGACUGAAGGAGUCACAGGUGAAGAUCUGGUUCCAGAACCGAAGGAUGAAGUGGAGAAACUCUAAAGAAAAAGAAACCUUCUGCCAUAAAUCUUGUGAAGAAGAAGAAGAAGAUAAUUUGCUGGAGAGUGAAUUACUCAAUGAAUUCACCAUUUGUGCAGCAGCAGCUGCGGAAGCUGAAGACUCACAAAUCACAGUCCAUUGCACCAAAGGGAACUCGUUUGCAUUCCAGCAAGGACUCCAGCAAGGAUGCAGCUCUGAAAACAGAGCCAUCAGAGAAAGAGUUCUGUUUAUCCCUGCUCAACACCAAGACAUGAACAUCCUACCAUCUGAUUAAAACUGACAGGAAAAAGAAUGGCUUUCUGAAGCACUUCAUUAGAUCAAAAAGGAAACCUAACUAAUAAACAGUUUACACAUGAAGACAGAUUUUACUGUGUUACCUCUCCCUUUACUUCAGCUUAACAUUUCAAGCAAGAUGUCGUUUCAACAUAAGGAACAGUGCGGUAAUUCACAAUGACGUUAUCUUCUUUUUUAUUCUUUGAGAUGUAAAGCUUUAGGUAUAGCUCUUUACUGACCUCUGCUGGCAGACCUGAAAAAAAAUAUUGAAAAGGUUUUUGUUGUGAACAUUGCCCUGA
Messenger RNA from Acipenser ruthenus (sterlet), 1258 nucleotides. RefSeq names its product homeobox protein DBX2-like. Gene Ontology annotation, molecular function: DNA binding; DNA-binding transcription factor activity, RNA polymerase II-specific. Gene Ontology annotation, biological process: regulation of transcription by RNA polymerase II. The transcript has 2 exons. Lineage: Eukaryota; Metazoa; Chordata; Actinopteri; Acipenseriformes; Acipenseridae. The coding region runs from base 388 to 960 and encodes 190 amino acids. The record is from RefSeq and is a predicted model, not a curated record.